Microplitis mediator is the source of this 1360-nucleotide messenger RNA. Its product is annotated as integrator complex subunit 15. Bases 118 to 1269 code for a protein of 383 amino acids. The record is from RefSeq and is a predicted model, not a curated record. NCBI's taxonomy places the organism in Eukaryota, Metazoa, Arthropoda, Insecta, Hymenoptera, Braconidae. The transcript is spliced from 4 exons.
UGUCGAGAAAAUAAAUAUAUAUAACAUAUAUUUAGUAAUGUUUACAUCAAAUUAUUUAUUUAUUUACAUUGAAUGCCGGAUUAUUAAAUAAUUGUUGAUAAAUAAUAAUUAAAAAUAAUGAAUUAUUCGGCGUAUCCUCAAACAAAUUCAUCAAUACCAGACUCAGAUGUCAAAUAUUAUUUACGGAAGCUGGAUUUUCCAGCAUGUGCCAAAGAAGCGCUUGUAUCAAUAGCAAAUUUAUCACGCAUGACUGGAUCAACAGUGAGACAACAGAUCCAACUCCAAACAGAUUUAAUGAUAGAAUUUGUAUUUGGUGAAGUAGACAAACUGAAACAGCAAAAAAAGCCCGAGAGUCUUCAAGAGUUUCAGUUGAUCGAAGUACUCAGUGAUUUUUUCCGUGAUCCAGACCGAAGUCCAGCGGUCCGUAAUGCCGUCUUUUUAUUUUUAUUUCCUGGUGAGUGCCCUAGAUACGAAAUUCUGGGCACUUUGGUGUCGUUGUCAAUAUCAACGCAGAAUAGACAAGUCCUGGAUUCCACGGGGAUGUGGAUGCAACAAUUAGGGUCAACUUCUGUGCAAAGUGUUGAUCUUGCAAAGCAUAUACUAAAUGAUUUUUUUGUUUUCUCACCAAAUUCAAUUGAUAAACUCAAACAAUUGCCGGUACUCGUGCCUUAUUUUACGGCAAAUUUAUUGACAGCAAUAGGGGAAGUUUACAAAUUUCAAGAUCCGCCUAAUGAAUUGCUAAAGUUAGUUGGUGAUUGGAUUGAUGAUAAUCCAGGAUUACUGACAACUUCUUUGAUGGAUAAUCCUGCUUUGCCAUCUGGUGGAAUUCCUAUGACUCCAAUUACUCCAAUCGCUGGUUUAUUUAGAUGGUGUAUUUUGAGUUCCGCGCGAAAAGAACCAGCUGAUAUUGACAAAAGUAUAACAGAUGAACGUAAAAAAUUAUAUUCUAAAAUUCAGCAAUUACUUAUGGAUGCGGUCUUGAGAUUAAAAGACACCAGUGGUAACAAACAUGCGAUAUCUGCUCAACAUUUGGCGCAAACAACGCGCACGUUGACUUCACUUUUGGAACAAACGGAUUCAAGUAUUUUGAAAGCGAGCUGUGAUUUAGCUAUGGAACGAUUGGCGCAAGCUGUUAGCACGGCUCUGUCUGUAAAUUGUAUUUAUGGAAAUAAACAAGAAUUGUUGGCUUUACUGCAGCCACUUGCGUGUAGGCAUUUUCUAAUUGAAUGGACGUUGAUGACUUAUGGCUCAAAAGUUCCGGUUGUAUAAAAAAAAAAAAUAAUAAUAAUAAUAAAUUGUGUACAAGAUGAUGUUUUUUAUAUAAAAUAUUUAUUAAUAAUAAAUAUAAAGUUGUUUUCUA